Molecule: messenger RNA, 1104 nt
Organism: Symbiodinium sp. CCMP2456
Lineage: Eukaryota; Dinophyceae; Suessiales; Symbiodiniaceae
Source: the annotation of a GenBank genome assembly
AUGGAGACUGUGAGUAGCAGGUCUCCCUUGGCCCUCUGUGCAGUUUGCAACAAAGAGUUGCCGAAGUAUCGCUGCCCGGCCUGCGACAUCCGGAGCUGCUCAGCCGACUGUGUCAAGGAGCACAAGGUGCAGACGGGCUGCACAGGGAAACGAGCUCGCACUAAGCACGUGGCGCCACUCAACUCCUUCACGGACGAUGUCCUCCUUCGGGACUUCGGGCUCUUGGAGGAGGUGGAUGCAGCAGUCGAUCGGGCAAAUCGGGACCUCAGGAUCCGUGACGAGGAGUUACGACUCUACCAGCCCAAGCGCCACAAAAUGCGAAUCGAGCUGGCGAGGGCGUGCGCUGUGCCAGAGAGGCAGAUGAGGUUAAUCCUGGCUCCCUUCGCGAUGUCCCUUGCUCGGGAGAACACGUCGCGCGUCGUGGACCCCGGCGGCAAGGGCAAGCGGAAAGGCAAAGGCAAAGGGAAAGGAAAGAAAGGCUCCAAGAGCACGGCCUCCGAGUCAAAGCCGGUCUACAUCUCUUGGCGAGUUGACUGGCAUUUUGGCGCUUGUGGGCAAGUGCUCACGGACCGAAGCACAGCAGAGCACGAGGUGGUAGGCCAAGUGCUGGAGCGGUUCCUCAAGAACUCCUGGUCACGGGGGCCUACGCGGCAUCUUCUCCUUCCGUAUGCCGAGCAAGGUGUGGAUGAGCUGCAGGUCUUUCUGCAGCAGCCCCUUCGCGCCAGAGCUGAGCGCAAUAGCUGGAGAUCCAGACGCGAGAUGUUGCUCGAGGAGGCGGAGGAGGAGAUGCAAAGUGAAGAAGAUCCACCCGCAAAGAGGCAGAAUCCUGAGUCGAGCCCCCGUUUCCCUCCUCCGCCUCCUCCGCCACCUCCGCCGCCUCCGAAGCCUGGACUUCCCAGCGAGGAGUCGGCGAGCGAGGAGUCGGAGAGCGAGGCAGCCGAGUCCAAGGCGGAAGACUCCGAGGCAGAGGACCACUUCGAACCCUUCGCCAGGCUCGACUUGUCGCGCACGCUGAGGGAGAACCUGAUGGACAAAGCAAUCGUUGAAUAUCCGGUUCUUCACGUGGCUCUUCCUCAGGAGGUCCAGCGCUUUCUGGCAGAGUGA